AUGUGGAUACAGAAACUCAAAGAGCCGCAGUUUCAUCCAGUCAACUGUCUGUCUCGACAACCGCAGGUGACAGCCGAGUCACGAUGUAAGCUAGUCAGCUGGCUCAUCCCCGUACACAGAUACCUGCGUCUGUCCUUUGAGUGUUGCAGCCUGGCCGUCAACAUCAUGGAUCGCUUCCUGGCUUCCACCCCCGUGGCUGCUGACUGCUUCCAGCUGCUGGGGGUCACCGCCCUGCUGCUCGCCUGUAAACAGGUGGAGGUGUUUUCUCCUCGGAUCAGCCAGCUCCUGUCUCUGUGUUGUGAUGCGUUCUCCAGAGAACAGCUGUGUAACCUGGAAUGUCUCAUCCUGCUCCGCCUCAACUUCCGCCUGGCUGCACCAACCAUAGCCUUCUUCCUGGACUUCUACACCAAUCACAGCCUGGCUGGCCGGCAUAUGGGCGUGGACGGAGUCAGCAACGUUAGCCAUAGGCUGCCUGGGGAUAAGGAUGAGGAAGUGAAGAGGCGAAAGAGGGGCAGCAGAUUUGCUCUUAGGGUGUGUGAGCUCACUCUGGCCGACUACGCCUUCAAUAAGUACACACCUUCCCUGACCGCCCGCUGUGCUCUGGCUCUAGCCAAUCAACUGCUGAGAACCAGCCAGGGCCUAGAGGAGCCAGCCAAUCAGCUGCUGAGGAUCAACCCUGAGGAAGAGCCAAUGGACCAAUCCCUGAGUGAUCCUGCCCACUCAGAGAACGACCAUUACCACCCAACCUUAUCUGAGACUAGUAAUCACACCUGUAUUGACAAUGACUCCUCUCUUUCAGUUGUUGGUCACCUCCUAUCUGUGAAUGACUCCACCCAGUCAAUGGAUGACCCUUCUCCAUCUGGGAACACGUCUACCCUGGUUGAGGGAGACCAGACUCAUGCUCCUCUGGCCCAGGAGUGUAGAGAGGGAGACCACCAGACUCAUACUCCUCUGGCCCAGGAGUACAUUGAGGGAGACCAGACUCAUGCUCCUCUGACCCAGGAGUACAGUGAGAGAGACCAGACUCAUGCUCCUCUGACCCAGGAGUGUAGAGAGGGAGACCAGACUCAUGCUCCUCUGACCCAGGAGUGUAGAGAGGGAGACCAGACUCAUGCUCCUCUGACCCAGGAGUACAGAGAGGGAGACCAGACUCAUGCUCCUCUGGCCCAGGAGUGUAGAGAGGGAGACCAGACUCAUGCUCCUCUGACCCAGGAGUGUAGAGAGGGAGACCAGACUCAUGCUCCUCUGACCCAGGAGUGUAGAGAGGGAGACCAGACUCAUGCUCUCUACCAAGAGUGUUUAGACAACCUUAGAUUGUUGGUGUCACUCAACCAGGAUGCCCUGCAGGCCACGAUAACUCUGUGA
This is a messenger RNA of Salvelinus namaycush (lake trout), 1365 nucleotides long. RefSeq lists its product as uncharacterized. Gene Ontology annotation, biological process: mitotic cell cycle phase transition; regulation of cyclin-dependent protein serine/threonine kinase activity. Gene Ontology annotation, molecular function: cyclin-dependent protein serine/threonine kinase regulator activity. Lineage: Eukaryota; Metazoa; Chordata; Actinopteri; Salmoniformes; Salmonidae. The coding region runs from base 1 to 1365 and encodes 454 amino acids. The record is from RefSeq and is a predicted model, not a curated record. The transcript is spliced from 4 exons. Gene Ontology annotation, cellular component: centrosome; cytoplasm; cyclin-dependent protein kinase holoenzyme complex.